Cannabis sativa is the source of this 1343-nucleotide messenger RNA. RefSeq lists its product as uncharacterized. NCBI's taxonomy places the organism in Eukaryota, Viridiplantae, Streptophyta, Magnoliopsida, Rosales, Cannabaceae. Gene Ontology annotation, cellular component: membrane. The coding region runs from base 77 to 598 and encodes 173 amino acids. The transcript has 7 exons. The record is from RefSeq and is a predicted model, not a curated record. Gene Ontology annotation, biological process: vesicle-mediated transport.
AGGAGAGAUUGUCUUGUCUUAAUAAAUAGUCUUCUCUCUCUCUCUUUUGUUUGAGUCUGUGAAAUUUGGAGAAAAAAUGGAGAAGAUGAACAGUGCAGUGGAGAGGAUGAAGAUGCUUGUAGGCAUGGAAGUCGACGAAGAAGAAGCCUCUGCUCAACAAUCUGAUUCCUUCAUUGACGAUUUCAAUCGCAAUUGCACCUUGUCCACCACUCAGAGAUUUUACGGAUUCGCAAUUUGUUUGGCUUCUGGAUUGGCCUGCACUCUUCUGUCAAUGCUUGUCUUCUUUAAUCCUAUCAAGUUUGGAAUCGCAUUUACUCUUGGUAAUCUUCUUGCGCUAGGAAGCACAGGAUUUCUUAUAGGCCCUAAACGACAGGUGACCAUGAUGCUUGACCCUGUUCGUAUCUAUGCCACGGCCAUAUACCUUGCUAGUAUUAUAAUUGCCUUGUUUUGUGCUCUCUAUGUUCAUAACAAGUUUUUGACACUCUUUGCAAUUAUUUUAGAGUUUGGUGCUUUGAUCUGGUACAGUUUGAGCUACAUCCCUUUUGCUAGGUCCAUGGUAUCCAAGGUUAUGGUAUCUUGUUUUGACACUGAUUUCUAGGCUGAUGAUAAGAACACAUAACACUACCAAUCCACAAUGGGAGACAGGGUAAUAUUUGUUCGAAUGUGAAAAGUCAAAAGAUGGAAGAGAAUAAAUCCUACCAUAAGUGGUAUUUAUAGGCAGAGAGUAUUGUGAACUUUUCGUUUAAAAUCAAUGUAACAAGUAAGAAUGUCUUUUUCACAAUAGUUGGGUUUUCACGAGUUGGGAUAGGCAUUGAGCAAGAAGUCCAACUCGAUCACCUUUGCGAGUGAAAGUCUUUGAAGACAAUCUCAUCAUGACAAAGGCGAGAAGACGAUUUGUGAGACAAAGCUCGAACAGUUUUGAAUUUGGACAUUGUGUGAAGGUUUCAGGAUAAUUGUAAACUGGUUGCAUCAAGCAAAGUUCUUACUAGAUGAACUGUUUGUAGCCACGCCAAAUCGGUCUAUGCAACAGUGGAGGCACACUUCCAUUGAAGAUUGCAUGCUUGUAAUAAAAAUUGACUCAUAUCGAAUCCUCAACAUUUCUCUUCCUUUUUUAUUUUGCUCAAACUCUUGCAAUUAGUACAACACAUUAGUUGACAAGAAACCCUUGUCACCAGCUUCUGGUGUGGGAAGCCCAUGCUAAUGUUUUUAGGUAUUUUUGAACUUUUGGGUGGUGGUGUGAUCACCACUUUAGUUUUAUGAAGGUAUGUUUUAUUAAUAAAAAAAAAAAAAAAAAAAAAAAAAAAUCAAAUAAAAUAAAUAAAGAAAUUGCAACAACACAAAAA